This is a messenger RNA of Marmota monax (woodchuck), 596 nucleotides long. RefSeq lists its product as uncharacterized. The transcript has 2 exons. The coding region runs from base 158 to 511 and encodes 117 amino acids. NCBI's taxonomy places the organism in Eukaryota, Metazoa, Chordata, Mammalia, Rodentia, Sciuridae. The record is from RefSeq and is a predicted model, not a curated record.
CCCCUCACCAGCCCAGCCCCUCCUCUCCAAUGGGGCCUUGUCAACCCAGCCCUCAUUGGCUACACGUUUCCUUGGAGACUGACACCAGCUACUCAAACACAGGCCCCAGAACUAUGGGAAGAAUCUUUCUUUCUUCCCUCCCUGACCCUCCCCAGCCAUGAGGGAAGUGUCAUUCUCCCAGAACCAGGCCUGCUGGCAAGAGCACAUCCAAAAAGAGACUGCUGCCCGGGUUGCCUGGAAUAUCCACUAUGGCCACAAGUUCCUGAAGAAGGGGACCAGGGCCAAAAAACAGCCCAAGCAGGCCCCCUUCAGAUCAGCCCCAUUCUUUGGGUGGGGUGGUGCUGGCGGGAGGAUGGUGAACCCUGGUCACCCAGGUCUCUGCUGUGUUCCAGGGGAUGCCAUGAAGAACUUCACAACAUCUCCGUAUGCCAGGACCCAGACCAUUGCAAAGACAUUUUACCUCAAAAGUAGCAUCUUCCAUUUACCACGGCGAACAGACCAGCUCAUGUGAAGUUGGCUGGGGAAGGGCCCUCAGCUGCUACUUUCCUUCCUCCUUGAUCUAUCUGGAUCCUCCAGGGGACAUGCUACCAGCUAAC